CGUUUCUUUUUGUGUUUGUUUCCCUCGGCUUCUUCGCACCGCUCCGACUGAAUUAGCUGAGAAUAACACGAAUAAGUAACCGGAAAUUGAAAUUGAGGAAUCAAUAUUUAAUAGAUUGCAGAGAAAGAGUGAGGGAAAAGUGAGUGGUGGUCUCUACUUGCGGCAAUGGCGGAUCGGGAGUGGAAAGGACUGGUAACGUACGCUUACAUUCUGCUCUACAUUGCUCUCUCCAGCGGUCAGAUCUUCUUCAACAAGUGGGUUUUGUCAUCAAAAGAAAUAAACUUCCCUUAUCCUCUUGGCUUGACUCUACUUCACAUGGUCUUCUCCUCUGUUUUAUGCUUUACGCUCACCAAAGUCUUAAAGAUUAUGAAGGUUGAGGAAGGAAUGACCCUAGAAAUAUAUUCUACAUCAGUUGUCCCAAUUGGUGCCAUGUUUGCAAUGACACUUUGGCUUGGAAACACUGCCUACCUGUACAUUUCUGUUGCUUUUGCACAAAUGUUGAAAGCAAUUAUGCCAGUAGCUGUUUUCAUUCUUGGAGUAGCAGCUGGACUUGAAUUAAUGAGCUGCAGGAUGCUUUUAAUAAUGUCUGUGAUAAGUUUCGGUGUUCUAGUGGCAUCUUAUGGAGAGCUAAAUAUCAACUGGAUUGGAGUUGUUUACCAGAUGGGAGGAGUUAUUGGAGAAGCUUUAAGACUUAUUUUCAUGGAGAUUCUGGUCAAAAGGAAGGGUCUGAAAUUAAACCCUAUAUCUGUCAUGUACUAUGUUAGUCCCUGCAGUGCGCUUUGCCUGUUUCUGCCGUGGAUCUUUCUUGAGAGACCAAAGAUGGAAGCUAAUAGAACAUGGAACUUUCAGCCUCUUGUGCUAACUCUAAAUUCUCUCUGUACUUUUGCUCUAAACUUAUCAGUUUUCCUUGUUAUCUCGCAUACAAGUGCCUUGACCAUUCGGGUUGCUGGAGUUGUGAAGGAUUGGGUUGUUGUCCUACUGUCUGCCCUUCUGUUUGCUGAUACAAAGCUAACUAUCAUAAAUCUGUUUGGUUAUGGCAUUGCCAUUGCUGGCGUUGCCGCGUAUAAUAACCAUAAGCUGAAGAAGGAAGCUAGAGUUACUUCUGAGGAUCCCCAAAAUCCUGAUUCCAUACCCCCGGCUGCUUCUUCAACUUCCAACAGAUAGUUCUAUGCCAAAGGAACAGUUGGCCAAGAUAUUAUUGAGUUUUCCCUGCACCAGGGUUUUGCUCGUUUUCUCUAGUAAAAAGCUGGACUAACUGGAUAAAGUAUACUCUGAAGUCGCAAAAUUUCAAUGAUUGUGAGAAAUUUUGGUAAAGAAAUUACUGGAAUCCAAAUUCAUUGCAACAGACAUGUUGCUGUCCAGGUAUGUAACUAAAUGAAUGGUACAAUGAAGUCCGCACUUUUGAUUGUGGAAGCUGGUAAACAAAGAAAUAAUCUCUAUAUAUCAUCUGUCUUGUGAGAAUCAGGGACAAAAAAAUUUCUGUACAAGACAUCAGAGUUGAAUUGCUGUUCUGUUUAUCCCAAACGGUUAUGCAAUACAUUGGCAAAGAUGCUACAUUUUAGACUUUGGAUUA
Messenger RNA from Tripterygium wilfordii, 1573 nucleotides. RefSeq names its product probable sugar phosphate/phosphate translocator At3g14410. The transcript is spliced from 8 exons. Lineage: Eukaryota; Viridiplantae; Streptophyta; Magnoliopsida; Celastrales; Celastraceae. The record is from RefSeq and is a predicted model, not a curated record. The coding region runs from base 166 to 1164 and encodes 332 amino acids. Gene Ontology annotation, cellular component: trans-Golgi network; endosome; Golgi apparatus. Gene Ontology annotation, molecular function: antiporter activity.